Molecule: messenger RNA, 2555 nt
Organism: Triticum aestivum (bread wheat)
Lineage: Eukaryota; Viridiplantae; Streptophyta; Magnoliopsida; Poales; Poaceae
Product: protein FAR1-RELATED SEQUENCE 5
Exons: 2
Coding region: 1032-2555 (507 amino acids)
Molecular function (GO): zinc ion binding
Source: RefSeq, a predicted model, not a curated record
CGGUGCAAAUUACUAGUCACGGGAGAGACUAGUAUUUGAACAGAUCCACCGUUGAUUUCAAGGGUAAUCUAGGCACUUUAUAUUAGAUUUUUUUUCUCUUAGCCCAAGGGCAGUUUAGUCCGAUAAAAAGUUUACUAAUCAACUGAAAGUCCCGACUGAAUCGGCCCCUACACCUGCAUUCACGUCACCCAAGCCCUAAUUGCCGCUCUCUCGCCGCCGCCUGCCGCUGCCGCGCCGUCCGCCUCGGGAUCCUUCCUGCCCGUCUGUUCCGGCCACCGCAGCCCACUCGUCGCUCUCGCCGCCAUUUGUUGCUGCCGCGCCGUCCGCCUCCGAUCCUUCCUGCCCGUCCGUUUCGUCCGCCGCAGCCGACCCGUGGCUCUCGCCGCCGCUUGCGGCUGCCGUGCCUUCCACGUCCGGAACCUUCCUGCCCGUCCGUUCCGUCUGCCUCUAACAGGAGCUGUGGCCGCCACUUGCCGCUGCACUACCGCCGGCUAAUCAGCUGUCACCGUUGGCUCCGCCUGUUCAUCCGUCUCUACCACUGCUGGUCGGCCUGCAGAAAGUUACACAACAUGGAUGCUCACCACGUCAGCAUAGAGGAAAUUGAAGAAUAUUACACGGUGGUUAGUCAAACAUUCACAAGCGAGGAACAAGGUUUCGAGUUCUAUAAUAGAUAUGCUAAAGCCAAAGGGUUCAGCGUGAGGAAGGCCAAUGUGAAAAACAAGGGAGGCAUAAGAAUCCAAAGGUUGUACAUGUGCAGCAAAGAAGGAUAUAGGUCCUUGAAAAACUUUGAAAGGUCCAACCGGAAAAGGAAACCAAGGGCACUCUCUCGUUGUGGAUUUGACGCUCGACUGCAAAUCGAGCUCAAUAUGGAAAGCCGUGAAUGAUUUGUCAAGGACUUUGUGGACCAGCAUAACCAUGAAUUCACUAAGCCUGACCAGACACCUUUCUUAUGGUCUCAUCGUGGACUUAAUGAUCCUCAAAAGGCUGAUGCCAUUGAGUAUGGUAUUGGUGGUCUACGCACACAUCAGAUAAUGGACGUAAUGGAGAAGCAGCAUGGUGGGUAUGACAAAGUCGGCUGUGUGUCUCGGGACCUAUAUAAUUUUAUUGCUGAGUACAAGAAGCAAAGGAUUGAAGGUUUUGAUGCCCAAUACAUGCUGAACUAUAUGGCUGCGCAGGAAGAGAGAGAUUCUGAAUUCUUUUACAGGUACAGCACAGACAGCGAAGGCCAUCUGCAGAACCUAUUUUGGUCAGACGCGCAGUGGCGGUUGGACUAUGAUGCCUUUGGUGGUGUUGUUGUGUUUGACAGCACGUACCGUGUAAACAAAUAUAACUUGCCAUUUGUCCCAUUCAUUGGAUUGAACCACCAUCGCAGCACAGUUGUCUUUGGGGUCGGCAUUGUAUCAGACGAGACCGUGGCAUCAUAUAAGUGGUUGCUCCAUUCAUUUUUGGAGGCGAUGCACCAGAACCAUCCCAGGUCCGUGAUCACUGAUGGGGACCAUGCAAUGGUGAGAGCAAUAUUGCAGGUAUGGCCGAACACAGAUCAUCGGCUGUGUAGCUGGCACAUCGAACAAAAUAUGGUACGCUACCUUCGGAACCCGAAGCUCAGCGACUUUAGAAAAUUGAAUUACCGUGCUUUCGAGGUUGAUGAGUUUGAGAGAGGUUGGCUCCAGUUCAACAAACACUAUGGGAUAACGGAAAAAGACACGUGGAUCUGCAGGAUGUACGAGCUAAGAAAGAAGUGGUCAACAGCCUAUACCAAAGGGAGGUACUUCCUGGGCAUGAGAAGUAAUCAAAGGAGCGAAAGUCUAAAUUCUACGCUUCAUGUGCAGCUGGACAGGAGAAUGAGACUUAUUGAUUUGCUGCAACACCAUGAGCAUUGCAUCUCAGUUAUGCGAAGGAAUGAGGCUGCAAUGGAUGUCGUGGCCUCGCAGACGGUGCCCUUCACUGAAUUAACGGCUGACCCACUGGAGAAAAAUGUGUCAUAUAUCUACACCCCUAUAAUGUUCGAGAAGGUUAAGGGGGAGAUCGUGAGGUUAUCAAAAUGGCAAGUCGAGGAGGUGAACAAGGAAGAUAGUUUGACGAGGUUUGCAGUUGUUCAUAAAGAGCGCAGGCAAGCAAGAUUUGAUGUGAGGUGUGUUUAUGUGGGCUCGGUGAUAGCGAGUGUGCACUGCCAAUGCCGGAAGAUGGAGAGUGAGGAUAUUCCAUGCACACAUAUAUUUGCUAUUCUGAAGUGCGUUGGGUUAGACACCAUUCCUAGUUGUUGUGUUGCUAAAAGAUGGACGAUGAAAGCCAAGCCUGCCUUCGAUUCAGACAGGAGUGCCAGUACGCAGCAAUGGUCAGAACGGAUGGAUCGUUUCCAUGAGCUCCGUAACGAUGCAAGUGUUGCUUUUUUUAAGGCUUCGAAAUCCGCAGUGCAAUCAGAGAGGGUGAUGGCAUUUCUCAACAGUAUUAUUGAUGAGGGUGAGAAUGACGAGAAUACUAACAUAGCAUCAUUUGGUCCUUUGCCGGCAUAUUUUUCUGGGGCACGCCAAACCUUCACAACUAAAGUUUCUUGA